Molecule: messenger RNA, 2063 nt
Organism: Coccinella septempunctata (seven-spotted ladybird)
Lineage: Eukaryota; Metazoa; Arthropoda; Insecta; Coleoptera; Coccinellidae
Product: ATP-dependent RNA helicase DDX24
Exons: 10
Coding region: 114-2057 (647 amino acids)
Cellular component (GO): nucleolus
Molecular function (GO): ATP binding; nucleic acid binding; RNA helicase activity
Source: RefSeq, a predicted model, not a curated record
AUGUUCUGUGGCCAUAACCUCAUUUAGAAACAUUUUCAAUUUAAUUCAAAAUUUUUAUUUUCUUUUGACAAAGAUUAACUUUUCUCUUUGUGCUUGAUAAUAAAAAAACCAAUAUGAAAGUGAAAAAAAUUAUUGACCAAAAAUGGAAACCUGUUGUGAUUAAUGGUUCAGUGUUUAAUGAAGGAUAUGAAGAUUUAGUUGGGAUAGAAGAAUGUACAGAAUAUGAACUCGUUAAUAAUCAGAGCAGGAAACGUAAAUUGAAGAAAAGCGAAUCAGAUCACCAAUUAAAAAAAAAACAGAAAAAAAAGAAAAAAUGUGAAUUAGAAAUUGCUCCAUCUAAAUUGGGAUCCACAGUUGAAGAAAUCGAUGAACAAUCAAAUGUAGAAACAAGUGCCUGGAACAGGUUUGGUCUUUCGGAACUCCUGUUGAAAGGAAUAAGAGAUCAAGGCUUUGAGUAUCCAACAGAAAUUCAAUCGCUAUCUUUACCUGCAGCAAUUUUUGGUAAAAAAGAUAUACUAGGAGCAGCAGAAACAGGUAGUGGAAAAACAUUAGCAUUUGGUCUUCCCAUACUGAAUUCCAUCAUACAAAUGAAAUCGGACGGUAUGUGUGAGGAACAUCCCCUUUUUGCAAUCAUAUUAACACCAACAAGAGAACUUGCUAUUCAAAUAAAAAAUCAUUUGAUUGCAGUGGCAAAGUAUUCUGAUAUCAGUAUAGCAGUUUUAGUUGGAGGAAUGGCAGUGGUGAAGCAAGAAAGAGUAUUGAGUAAAUCUCCAGAAAUUAUUGUUGCCACACCGGGAAGAUUAUGGGAAUUGGUGCAAUUAGGAUAUGAACAUUUGCUUGAAAUUGAUAAAAUAAGAUUCCUGGUUAUAGAUGAAACUGACAGAAUGCUGGAAAGAGGGCAUUUCCAAGAACUGCAGAGUAUUUUAGAAAAGAUAAAUGGAAAUGAAGAAGCCAAAAAACAACGACAGAAUUUUGUUUUUUCUGCUACUCUAACAUUAACACAUGAGUUACCCAGGCAUAUUGUGAAAAAAAUGAAACAAUUCAGAAAGAAUGUUGAAAUGACCCCAGAAAAAAAACUUAAGAAAAUUAUUGACAGCUUAGGAAUACAUGAUCCCAAAAUUGUGGAUAUUACUAAGGGAAUUGGUUUAUCAAAUAAUCUUUCCGAGGGAAAAAUCAACUGUUUAAUAGAAGAAAAAGAUUAUUACGUUUAUUAUUUUCUUCAGAAGCAUCCAGGAAAAACUAUAAUAUUUUGCAACUCGAUUGGCUGCGUAAAACGCUUGACAACACUUUUAACAUUGUUGGAGUGUCAUCCAUUACCUCUUCAUGCAUCAAUGCAGCAAAAGCAACGAUUGAAAAAUCUUGAAAGGUUCAGAGAUAGAGAAAAUUCUUUAUUAAUAGCAACUGAUGUGGCCGCAAGAGGAUUGGAUAUUCCAUCAGUGGACAAUGUUUUGCAUUACCAAACACCACGAACCAGUGAAAGUUACAUUCAUAGAUCUGGAAGAACUGCUAGGGCCACCAAAGAAGGACUUACCCUUCUCAUCAUUGAUGCAUCUGAGAUAAAGAAGUACAUUGGGGUAUGUCGUACCCUGAAUAAAAGUGAAGAUGUACCAAAUUUCCCAGUUGAAAGGAACUAUUUAGAUGCAGUUAAGGAGAGGGUAAAUUUGGCAAGAGAAGUGGAUAAACUGCAAUUACAAGUCCGAAAAACAAGUGCUGAGAUUGGAUGGUUUGAAAAAGCUGCCAAAGAAAUGGAUAUCAUAAUUGACAAUGUGUCACUCAACCAUGACUCCAAAGACAGGGCAAAAUAUAAAAAGUUAUAUGACAUUAAAAGGAAGCAGCUUGCUAAUUUAUUAGAGAAACCAAUAUUUCCAAGGGGGAUCAAUGGAAAAUACCCUCUUAUAAAUCAUCCUUCACUGGUUGACAAUUUGGAAGUAACAGAAAACGCUAUAGACACAAUGAAAAAAUCAGUUGAAAAUGAUACGAAAGACAAAAAGAAGGUGAAGUACUACAAACCCAGAAAGCCUAAAGAUGGAUCAACUAAAAUUAAAAAUAAACAAUGAAAGAAC